Colias croceus (clouded yellow) is the source of this 2161-nucleotide messenger RNA. It is a transcript of the gene nAChRa4, whose product is annotated as acetylcholine receptor subunit alpha-like. The coding region runs from base 28 to 1731 and encodes 567 amino acids. Gene Ontology annotation, cellular component: synapse; neuron projection; postsynaptic membrane. The record is from RefSeq and is a predicted model, not a curated record. Gene Ontology annotation, molecular function: transmembrane signaling receptor activity; acetylcholine-gated monoatomic cation-selective channel activity. Gene Ontology annotation, biological process: regulation of membrane potential; signal transduction; chemical synaptic transmission. NCBI's taxonomy places the organism in Eukaryota, Metazoa, Arthropoda, Insecta, Lepidoptera, Pieridae. The transcript has 10 exons.
CGUGGCUGCCGCGAUGCCGUCGAGCUGAUGGCUCCGUUCGUCUGGUUGCUGGCGGCUUGCUGCCUCCGGGCCGUCGCCGCUGGCAAUCCUGACGCGAAACGCCUCUACGAUGACCUGCUCUCGAACUACAAUAAACUGGUGCGCCCCGUCGUCAACACAACUGACGUGCUGCGGGUGUGCAUCAAGCUGAAACUGAGCCAGCUUAUCGAUGUUAACCUCAAGAACCAGAUAAUGACGACCAACCUCUGGGUGGAGCAGUCCUGGUACGACUACAAGCUUCGCUGGGAGCCCAAGGAGUAUGGCGGGGUACAUAUGCUACAUGUACCAUCAGACCACAUCUGGAGGCCAGACAUCGUGCUGUAUAACAAUGCCGACGGCAACUUCGAGGUAACGUUGGCGACGAAGGCGACCAUCUACCACCAGGGGCUGGUCGAAUGGAAACCCCCCGCCAUUUACAAGUCCUCCUGCGAAAUAGACGUCGAAUAUUUUCCGUUCGACGAGCAAACGUGCGUCCUAAAGUUCGGUAGCUGGACGUACGACGGAUUCAAGGUGGACUUGCGACACAUGGAUGAACAAGCGGGCAGUAAUAUUGUGUCCGUGGGCGUGGACCUGUCCGAGUUCUAUAUGUCCGUCGAGUGGGACAUACUUGAAGUGCCUGCAGUUCGGAACGAGAAGUUCUACACGUGCUGCGACGAGCCCUACCUAGAUAUAACGUUCAACAUCACCAUGAGGCGGAAGACCCUCUUCUACACGGUGAACAUCAUCAUACCCUGCAUGGGAAUCUCGUUCCUGACCGUCCUUACCUUCUACUUGCCUUCAGAUAGCGGGGAGAAGGUGACAUUAUCAAUAUCGAUACUAAUUAGCCUCCACGUGUUCUUCCUCCUGGUGGUGGAGAUUAUACCACCCACGUCCUUGGUGGUACCACUGCUGGGGAAAUAUCUCAUUUUCGCCAUGAUUCUAGUAUCUAUAAGUAUAUGCGUGACGGUGGUGGUACUGAAUGUACACUUCAGGUCGCCACAAACCCACCGCAUGGCGCCCUGGGUGAAGCGAGUGUUCAUACACAUUCUACCAAGACUGCUGUUCAUGAAACGACCGCAGUAUAAAUUUGAUACUACGAGAUCGCGUUUCACAACAUGCGGGGUAGUGGUCCGGUGCGGGGGCACAGCCCGCCCGCUGUACCCGUACCGGCUGGCAGCGGCGGACGACGACUGCAGCGCGCCGGGCGCGUGGCCGCCGCCCGCCACGCCUCUGCGCCCGCUCACACGCACGCCCAGCAAGGAGGACCUCACGCACACCACCUAUGUGCACUCGGGCAUAAGCGACAGCAACCGUUUCGGCGGUAGCUGCGUAGUGCACGGGUCCACUGAGGGCGGAGCCCUAGGGCCGCAGAUCGCCUCGCCGGACGAUGAGGCGCUCAGCCCUGUGCCUGAUCCACCUGGGUUCAGUCAUUCUGCUUGUCCUCCAGAAGUACAUAAGACGUGCUUCUGUGUGCGGUUUAUAGCGGACCAUACCAGGAUGCUAGAGGAUUCUACUAAGGUAAAAGAAGACUGGAAGUACGUAGCCAUGGUGCUAGACCGUCUAUUCCUAUGGAUAUUCACACUAGCAGUACUAGUUGGUACGGCUGGUAUAAUUUUACAAGCGCCAACUCUAUACGAUGACCGCGUGCCCAUAGACAAACACUUCAACCAGAUCGCCACAUCCACGCUUGUGAGAUGCCCACCGCCGAAUUAGUCAUGACCAUAGACAACCGGCUAUAGACUAUAGACCAGGAACUAUAGACAAUGGAAUAUAGACGACAGACCAGAGACGAUUGGAGAGAUGGAGAAGGAUUUACGUAAUAUUGCGUCAUGAGUGUUCCAUAUUCAAUAAAAAUAAUAUCACCAAUAACAGAAGAAUUUUGAAUGUUAAACCUUCGUAUGUAAUAAAAUCUGAUAACAAGAUAAUAUUUUCCAAUUUAUGUGUCUGUUUCUUUCUAAUCGAAACUUUGAAUGCAGAACAUUGAUCAACAUACUAGUAUAAUUUGCAUGAUAAUAUGAUGAAGUACAGACUAUAGGUAGUAUUUUUGUCCAUCAACGAAUAAUAAAUUUAAAAAUAUUGUUUUAUUAAUUAAAAUUAAUUUUUAGCACUAAAAAAAUAUUACAAUUUUUAUUUCUUAACACUA